AUGUUAUUAGAAACAGCACCGGGACCUUUCUCGCAUUCGGAAUACAUUUUCGAACCGAAGGUAGACGGUCACCGGCUUAUAUAUUCGCAACAGGCCGGCAACAUCCGGUUAUAUACGCGUCACAACAAUGAUUGUACCCGCCAGUAUCCGGAGUUGGUCCUGCCAUUUGAUGACGAUAUCAUCCUGGACGGCGAGGUCGCUUGUACCGAUCCGGAGACUGGUUUAAAUGACUUCGAGGCAGUAAUGAGUCGGUUCAGCACCAAGCAGUCCAGCAAAAUAACGCAGCUCACUCGAAUACUGCCAGUCACUUUCGCCAUAUUCGAUAUCCUGCAGUACAAGGGUCAGGACCUCCGCAAGCUUCCUCUUAUACAGCGCAAAUCCAUCUUACAGGGACUCUCAUUACCCUCCAAAAGCUUUGGGGUUGUACCUCAUAUAGAAGGCGCAGGAGAGGCCUUGUUCGCUCAAAUAGAGGCUAUGGGUAUGGAGGGUGUGGUUGGUAAGAGGAAAGACAGCCAGUACUCCAGCAUCCGAUCCAGGGAGUGGCAGAAGGUCAUAAACUGGUCUUAUGCUGACGUGUUUAUCACUGGAUAUAAAAAGGCUGAGUUUGGAUGGCUUGCUGCGGUCCCAGAUCCGUCCGGCAAGAUGCGUCCUGCAGGUGUGAUUGAGCACGGGCCGAAUUUGAAGCAUAAGCAAGCAUUCCGUGGUGUAUGUAAGCAGCUUAUUACAGGAGAGGACAAGAAGCAUGUUUACCUAGAGCCAAGGAUCCAAGCGAGGGUUAAAAUGAGGAACUGGACCAAAUCGGGUCUGUUGAGGAUACCGGUAUUUACAGAGUUCAUUGUU
This is a messenger RNA of Mesorhabditis spiculigera, 840 nucleotides long. The record is from the annotation of a GenBank genome assembly. Lineage: Eukaryota; Metazoa; Nematoda; Chromadorea; Rhabditida; Rhabditidae.